AUGUUUGGCAAAAAACUAAGUUUAUGUACACGACAGCAACUUGCACAGCAAUUACCUGAUAUAAGGAAACAAAGUGCUGGCAAACACGAUAUGAUGGCCAGUAGCACUCGCAAUUAUGAUGCUGUUGCUCAUCACGAAGCAAAUAAAACCAUCAAACUAAAGAUAAAACGAGUUAAAACGAGUGAUCCGAUCGUGUCCGAUACAUGUAUACCACCGCAACAACUCCUCGAGGAAGACUUGUUUACAACGAAAAUAAAAAUGAAUGCAAAACGACAACUUCAUAUUUUCGUUGAAAAUUCUAAAGAUAAUUGA
Molecule: messenger RNA, 312 nt
Organism: Loa loa (African eye worm)
Lineage: Eukaryota; Metazoa; Nematoda; Chromadorea; Rhabditida; Onchocercidae
Exons: 3
Coding region: 1-312 (103 amino acids)
Source: RefSeq, a predicted model, not a curated record